UUUUCGAAGCAACAACAGUCCGUCCGCCAUGCUAAAGUGGGUAAGCAGUUGAGGAAAAUCAUGAUGUGGCAAGAAGUGAAUUAGUAAACAAAACAUUGACAAGAGUGUUUGUAUAUUAACCAAAGUUAUGUUUUUACAAUGUGAUAUGUGUAAAGUGAGAAAAUUGACGUGACAUCGACUAGUGAAUGUUGGUGGAUAAUCGCAACAAACCGCGUUUUGUUUUCUACCGACGUAACAGCUCGUCUUAUUACGUUUGUGUAUUUUCCUCCGCGGAUACGACUUUCUCCUUUUAUUUUAACGAUGAUGGAAUCAACCCUCAAGGAUCUGGAGGAGUUGACCCUGUGUGGCUAUUGCAAACAGAAGUUCAAUGAGCACGACAUGGUUCCCAAGCUGCUAAGCUGUAAACACUAUUACUGUCUCAAUUGCGUGCAAACAUCUAUGAUCAAAGGAAGAGAGGUGUUCUGUGUAACCUGCUGGAAACGCACUGAACUAUUAGACCAAGGGCCUGAGACGCUGCCUACCUACAACCCUAUUCUCGUGCUGUGCAACAACUUCAACGCAAUCAAACUGGGUGCAUCGGCUGCUGUAGGUAGUGCAACCACUAAACCGCCUGAUAAGGGAAAAAUAUUGCAAAGUGAGAAUUGUCACACACACGGGAUGCCACUUGCCCUAUGGUGUCACACGUGUUGCAAUGCGAUGUGUCGAGCCUGUGCAAGCCAGACGGACCAUCCUGGUCAUCAAAUCAAGAGUCAAGUCGAAGCGAAAGAACAGCUGGUUUCUGAAGUCCAAUGCGAAUUGAUGGCGGUAAACAAGAUGCUAACGGACAUCCAAAGACUAGCUAUUCAACAGCGCCAGUUCCUGCUAAAAGUACUGGAAGCCUGCAUCACACUCAAGACGCAUGUUGAGACAGACCUGCAGAGCGGGUGGUCUCAUGUCCCAGAAGUGGCGGAAGCACGUGAAACUUUAAGCAAAGCCAGAAUUGGACUGUCACAUUUAGAGAAUCCUGGAGAGGCUCAGUCUCUCUUCAGCACUCUCUCACUGGAGAAACAACGUUUACAAGCCAAAUACCAGGAAAUGGUUUUGCAAUGUCAGCUGGACGAUCUAAUCGGAAAUUCUGGCGUUGUCUUUGAUUUCCCACUUUUGAAACAAGCACUGGCCAACAUCCACGCAAAUAUUCAUGCACUCGACUCACCCGUUAGUCAGCCCUCAAACCGUAACCAUGUCGCUGCCUCGCACAAUCCAAUUCUAUUUCUUGCAAACUAUUGUAUGUCCCAGCUCUACUCACGUCACGUCCUCUCCAAGCAGCAACAACAACAGCACCUUCAGCACAACGGAACUGUUGAGUAUGUCGUCAAGCCACCGCAACCCACCUUCGUCCAUCCGGAACCAAUUGGAACCAUUGUAGCUGUGCAGUCACCACAGCAAUCUGUUGUCACAUUGAAUGUGAGACCGCCAAGCCCUUACCCACUUUAUUUCUUCAACAUCGAAGUCAACGGAACACCUCACGGACGUAUGGUCAUAGAGACGCGCCCCGAUGCGGCGCCCAAAAUGGCUAGGAAUUUCGCUGUCCUUACCACCGGUGAAAUGGGCUACAGCUACAAGGGCUGUGCAAUAUUCCAGUGUUGGGAAGGCGAAUCUGUCAUCACUGGUGAUUUCGAGUUAAACAACGGUCGUGGAGGGAGGUCGAUCUAUGAGGAAGGCUACUUUAUGCCAGAUGACACAAAGUUUCCUGCAGUGCGAGGUGCGGUUGGGAUGCGGCGAACUCAGAAAAGGCAUGAUAACCUCGGUAUGGUUGGCUCACAGUUUCGUUGUAUUCUGCAAGAGAUGAGAGGCUUCACAGCUAUAUUCGGACAUAUAGUUGAGGGGUUGGAACUAAUUGAGAAGAUCUCUACGUUUGGCGACCAAACAGGAAAACCAACCAAGAACGUUGUCAUCACCAACUGCGGGAAACUCUGAGAGUCAGGGUGACACGUUCGUUCGAGCGAAAGCGGAUGAGAAUUUUAUUUCAUAACAUUUUUUUGGGGGUUCAUUUUAUUUUCUCUUUAAUAGGUAGUUUACUUCACCCCACAUUUAUGAUUAUCAUUAUAUAUGUACUAUUUUAGAUAUUUUGGUUACUAUUGAUUUUGGUUUGCAAGUGAAAACCUCAUUUUGUUAUAGUAAAUAAUCUAUAUUACAGCUUAUAUAUAUACACGGUGGGUCACACUGUUUUAAGUUUUACCUUGGGGAUCAACGGAUUUAUUGUAUAUAUAUAUAUGAACCACUCGGUGUGGAAUGCUUCACCCUUGCUUUAUAUUAUUAUAUUAGUAUAGUGCUACCGAAUUGUGGUACUCUAAUCGAUGUGUAUCUUUCGAUGUGUUCCAAAAGCGAGUUUUGAUCUCAAAAAUUUCUUGCUUUCUCAGUACCCUCGAUGUGACUCUUAUGGCCUAACAGUACCCAGAAAGUAUAUUUUGGAAUUUCGAUUGAAUAGUUAUAGUGUAUAGACUUAUUUUUCCAUAAUCGGUGGAACAUAUUCUCAUAGCUUAGCGUAUUUCAGAUAUAUCGAACCAAAAGGUCUAAGAAGGGAGAGGUUAUAAUGUACAAAGAGAAAAUAUUUUUCGAUACAUUCGACAAUUCUUUUUGAGACUCCGAUAUUUUUUUAAAACCGCACGCAAAUGAGAGAGAUUCUUUCACCGAAAAUAUUUUCUACUUUCGAACGAUGAACGUCAACUCGUAUAGCACAACGAAGCGUAAAUGUUUUCAUAAGCUGGUUUCGAGACUAACACAUGGGGAAAUUCGUUGUACAUUUUUUCGUUUCCUUUCGAUUGUACAUGACCACCGAAACAGUUUUCUUGAUGGAGAACGAAUAUAUUUUCUCUAGUGGACUAGGUUAGUGUUAAGAUUAAGGUUCGCCAUAAUUAUCUGCCCGUAGCCUGUCGUCGUAUCCCAUUUCCUGUUGAUGCGCGCUGUGAGAGGUUUAUUUUUGAUUAUCAUCGGAAUUGUAAAAUACUUUGGUGUCAUUCGGGCCGAUGUUUUCGCAUGUUAGUGUAGUGUAGUAGGUGGGACGAUCACCGCCUUGUCUCGUAUGUGUAGAAGGCUGUGGCCGUCAUCGUUAGUGUAACCAGGCAGUUCUUUUCUUACGUACGGUAAAUCGUGUCGAAACUUUUCUGCAAUCUUGUCGUAGAUUAUAAACAUAUCGGUUUAAUUUUCCUUUACCCGUUAAGAUCGCGAUGUAAUGUAAUAACGUGAACGAGAAAGCUUUUCUACCUGUAAACUGUGUGCCACAUAGAUAUACCUUGCUUGUACCCGGACGUACAUUCGUAGCAAUGUAUAUAUAUGCGGGUGCCCAGUACGUUUUGAUUUGUCGCCCUUUCGUAAGAACAAACAAAUAUAUAUAUUUUCGUCAGAUAAUUUUUUACUUGUAGGUGAAUGCUAGAUAAUUCUUGAGAACCGAUCAUUGUAAGGAAUCAUAUGAAAUGUUUAUUCAUAUAUGUUAGAAAGCGUUAAUAAAGAAAGUUAUCGUUAUUAUUUUUCCAAUUUCUUAACCCUUUAAAAUACAUGGAAAUUGUCUGGACUAUUGAUACACUCCUUAUAUUUCAUUUAAAGAAAUAAAAUAUAAACGUUUUCAAAACUAGUUUUAUUAAUAAUAUACUUAUAAAUCAUGGAAUUUGAAAUCACUUGUAAUAACACACUUUAACAUCAAAACUCAUAAUUUAAAUACAUUGUUUCAAAUAUGAAAACAAUAAUGUUACAUAACAAAUUGUUUGGUGUAUAAUAUAAUUAAAACAUUUUAACAGUACAUGCAUAAUUCAGGCUUGUGUAUCAAAACCCAUAGGUCCAGUAAAAAAUGACUAAAACUGCAUAAAAAUUGGAAAAAUUUAACUGUACCUAUCCCAUUGUUGAAAUGAUUUCAACUAAGAAAAAUUGUUAAUAAUUAAAAAUAUUAAAAUAAUGACCAGCAAAUGUAGUUUAUUGUGCCUUAUAUAAUUGCCAAAUGAAUUGUGACAAAUUUCAUUUAAAUUAAAUUAAUUCAGUUUACUUCACAAACAUUGAGACGCAAAUGUUCUGAUCACAUUUCUUAAAACAAAUUCCGUUCCGGUGUAAUUUUUAAAGAAAGUAAAGUAUUUUUAAAUAAUAAUAUUUCUGUAUAUCACCUGUUACAAGAGCAAGUAAAACGUCCACCUUUGUUUAGUAUUCUACUAAUGUUGAGAGAUAAAACGUAUUGGCAAUGUUAUGCGGAUGUACGUUACAAUAGUUUUACAUCAUAUUCAUUUUAGUGGUAUUAACGCUAAGAAAGUGAUGAGCUUGUAAAGGGUCUUGCUGUUGUAACAUAGAAAUCUUGCCAUUUACAUAGGACAGUGUAAAGUAUACAAUACUAUUAGAGCUAAGCAUGAUGAAAAAAGCUUAGAACAGAAGCACUCAGUUUUUCUUUUAACUUUGUAAUCUUUCAUUGGGCUUAAGUGGAAGAAAGGUCUAGUAAAGUACAUCACAGCCUUUUUCAAAUGAUGUAAAUAUAGCAUGAACUAAUUACCAAUGAUUAUUUUAAAUUUUUAAGUUUCAACAACAUAAACAUUUAUAUAUUUUAUUUUGAAUUAUAUUAAUGAACUGUAUUAAAACUAAUGAAGUUUUCAUCCAAAAGCAGUCAAAAUUAGAAGAAAACAAAUUUUAAUUCAGUUGUUAUAAAAAUUAAAUUUCAACUACGAAUACUCCUAGUUUUUUAUAACAGGUACAUACACAUGUGUGCGCACGAGUGUAUGCAUGUGCGUUUGUGAUUAAUUUACUAACUAUCCAAAUUUAUAAUUAGUUCAACAGUUAAAUACUAUUUUAUAACAAAACCAAUACAAUUUCGUGAUAAUCAUUGACACUAAAUAGUUUGAAAAGGUAACAAUAAUAUUUAUUGAAAAUUUCCACUUAUGUAUAUUUUAAUAUAAAACCAAUAACGAAUUUAUAUUAUUAUAUAUAAAAAACUAUAUAAACUUUAUUUAAUAUUGAAAAAUCAAUGUAUAAAAAAGUCAUUCCUAAAUUUUAUUUUCUCAACAAUAUUUAUAAACUUUAAGACCUAUUUUACACCACUUAAGUCCACCAAUAGUACAAUACUACAGUGCUGUACUUAUUAUAUGACAUGCAGAUUUUUGGAAAACAGUAUUAGUAUGAUAUUUAACUAAUUUACAAACAUUAAUUGGCACUUAAUGGUUUUUUAUUUAAAGCUGAUUUCCGAUGUAUAGCAGCAGCCUAAUGUGUGAGGGACAUUCCAGUGACAGUUUUCUGUAGUCACUUCUCCUUGAAUAAAUGUUUACUUCUCUGUGUCUCUGAUUCUCGAGAAAUAAAUGUAAUUUCAGUUGA
Molecule: messenger RNA, 5319 nt
Organism: Homalodisca vitripennis (glassy-winged sharpshooter)
Lineage: Eukaryota; Metazoa; Arthropoda; Insecta; Hemiptera; Cicadellidae
Exons: 5
Coding region: 301-1956 (551 amino acids)
Biological process (GO): protein peptidyl-prolyl isomerization
Molecular function (GO): zinc ion binding; peptidyl-prolyl cis-trans isomerase activity
Source: RefSeq, a predicted model, not a curated record